AAAUCAGGCGACAGGAAUUAAGCACAGGACUGUUUUGUUUUGUUUCUUUUUGAGAGGAAGCAGGUUUUUUGGUUUUUUUUCAAUCUUGAUCCUCCACAUCUCCACGUCUCCCCCGGGGACGCGCUGCAGUCCUGCCCGCCGUGCAUGCGGCAUGAAGCGGCCAUGUGAGGACAGCAGCUCCGCUGAGAGCGACAUGGAGGAGAGCAUCGAUGUGGGCAGAGAGAGCAUCUAUUUAGGGCACAUGAAGGCGUCCUUCAUCACCUGCGGCUCUCCGACCACGACCACACAAGUGAUGGCGAGGAAGAAGCGCAGAGGGAUUAUCGAGAAGAGGCGCCGGGAUAGAAUCAACAACAGUCUGCUGGAGCUGAGGAGGCUGGUACCGACAGCCUUCGAGAAGCAGGGUUCCGCAAAACUGGAGAAGGCAGAAAUCCUCCAGAUGACCGUGGACCAUCUGAAGAUGCUUCAGGCUACUGGUGGAAAAGGGUACUUGGACGCUCACGCUCUGGCGCUGGACUUCCUGUCUCUGGGCUUCAGGGAGAGUCUGAUGGAGGUUUCCCGCUACCUGAGCGCCGUGGAGGGGAUGGACUCCGGGGAGCUGCUGCGCGCCCGCCUCCUCUCUCACCUGGCCUCCUGCGCCUCCCAGCGCGACGCCGCCGCCCUCACGGCGGCCUCCCCAGAUGCCGCAUCCCACCACGUGCUCCUGCACCACCAGCAGCAGCAGCAGCAGCAGCAGCAGUCUCUACCUCACCCCUUCCACCCUCAUCACUGGGCGGCCACCGUGGCCGCGCUGCGCCCUCUUUCCUACGGACCGCUCCUAGAGGCCGGAGGAGGAAGUGGAGCCCCCCAGCUCAUGGUUGCCUCUUCCUCCUUUUCCUCCCCUGCAGACUCGGCCUCGUCCUCCCCUUCCUCCUCCUCCUCCUCCUCUUCAUCUCUCGUGCUGCCCUGCACCCCACCCCCUCUCUCUGCCUCCCUGCUCUCCCUCUCGGCGUCGUUCCCUCUCGCCUUUCCCAUCCUCCAUCCCUCCGCCUCCGCCUUCACCUCCUCCCGCUGCCACCAGCAGUUCCGCCGUCUCCUCCACCACGUCCUCCUCCUCCUCCUCCUCGUCUCCUCGCAGACUCCUCACUGCAGCAGCAGACCCUACAGGCCGUGGGGAACGGAGGUCGGAGCUUUCUGACCGCGGCGUUUCUCACUAACCUACUGACAACCUGGAAAGAACACGUUUCUUUAACGCUUCGCCCAAACAAGGACUGGGAUGACGGUGUUACUCUCGUGAGAACUCUGUUUUGAGGUUCAUGGGGAAUUUUGAUGCAGAUAGAAAUUUUCAACCCUCUUUGCUCAAAAUUGUAACAAAAACAUUGUUCGCCACCUCAGCUAGCUGACGCUAACAGUUAGCUAACACGUUUUCUUAAGCUAACUACAUUUGCAGGUGGAAAUUUUAAAUGAAAUGACACAACAGAGCUAUUUUACACAAAAAUACCUUUUUUAUAUGCCACAGUUAUCAUUGCGCUAGUGCAGGUUAACCACUAGUUAGCGUUAAGUUAACAUUAGCUAGCUGGUGUGUGGGCGAGUGUAAGUAAAUGCUUAGCUAGCAAACUUUUGGGAAGAUUUUAACACUGAAAUGCCAACGUCCUCUGACAGAGAAUAGUUCAUCACCUGUCAGUCAUGUCAAAUAAUAUCAACUGAAAAGUUACAAGUACUUUAUCUACAUUUUAAUUUGUGAUAAUCCAGGGAACAAGUUUAAAAAAAUACCCCAAAACAUCCGAUUUAAAUAAAUAUUCUGACAUAUUGAGAUUCUUUGCUUUUAAUUUUCAUGAUUUCUGAGAUAAAUUGUUUAAAAUAAAGAAAAACAAGGUUAAGACUAUGGAUGUUUAGCAAAUGAAUUAAGAACAGACCAGAUGUUAGCUGCUGAGGUGGAAAUGAACUAAAUAUCAUGUUAAAUGUUACUUUUUUUAAUGUGUUUUGCAUGUGACUUGUCACCAAAAUGAUCUGUGAUGUUGUGUGUGCCUUCUUCUAAAUAAAACAGACUAAAUAGUGUGGCUGCUGUUACAAAGAAAGAGUUUGUAGAGCUUUUCUCUGUUGU
This is a messenger RNA of Salarias fasciatus (jewelled blenny), 2080 nucleotides long. It is a transcript of the gene hey2, whose product is annotated as hes-related family bHLH transcription factor with YRPW motif 2. Gene Ontology annotation, biological process: regulation of DNA-templated transcription. NCBI's taxonomy places the organism in Eukaryota, Metazoa, Chordata, Actinopteri, Blenniiformes, Blenniidae. The record is from RefSeq and is a predicted model, not a curated record. Gene Ontology annotation, molecular function: DNA binding; protein dimerization activity.